This is a messenger RNA of Linum tenue, 830 nucleotides long. NCBI's taxonomy places the organism in Eukaryota, Viridiplantae, Streptophyta, Magnoliopsida, Malpighiales, Linaceae. The record is from the annotation of a GenBank genome assembly.
CCAACCCACAGCCGUUAUAAAAAAAGCCCACUGCCUCUCCCAACUCUUCUCCCCCUUCCCCUUCCCACUCUCUCUCACUUCUCACUGAAGCUAAAAAAAAAAGUUCCUUCCCCACCUCACAAGUCCGAAACGUUUCGUCGGGGUUUCACCCUCCGGCCAUGGCUACCAGACAGCAGCAGCAACAGAGAUACCGUGGCGUCCGUCAGCGGCAUUGGGGCUCCUGGGUCUCCGAAAUUCGCCACCCGCUUCUCAGUAAGACGAGAAUAUGGCUGGGGACGUUCGAGACGGCGGAGGACGCGGCCCGAGCCUACGACGAAGCGGCCCGGCUGAUGUGUGGGCCGAAAGCCCGGACCAAUUUCCCUUACAGCGCGGCCCAAGCCCAGUCGUCUUCUUCCAGGCUCCUCUCCGGGACUCUCGCCGCCAAGCUCCACAAAUGCCACAUGGCCUCCCUCCGGGGAAUCACGGCCUCCAACAAAAUCACUGCUACUAACAAAACUACUACCGCUACGACUAAAACUGGUGCAGUGAAGAUGGAAGAUACGAUUCAGUACUCGCAGGAACAUCGAUGGAGAGCAGAAGCGCAAUGCUGCGUCGGCGGCGGGGAAGCUGCGGCGGCGGAAACGGUGGCCGGAGGGAGUUUUGAGAUGGCCAAUGAUCAGGAGGCGAAGCAAAAUGGGUUUGUUGGUGACGAGGAUGAGCAGAUUAUGGUAGAGCAGAUGAUAGCGGAGCUGCUGGAUUGUGGCGUGUCCCUCGAGCUUUCUUCUGUUUCUUCCUCAUCUUAUAAUUACUAAUUAAUUCAGAAUUAAUGAUAUUAAAUGUUAAUUAAUUAA